CUGGUAUCCGGUUAUCUUCUCUCACAACUUCCACUCUACCACCACGUCGACCACCAACCAACGACGCACGCUCCUGAUACCAAAUCCAACAGACGUUCUUGCAUACCAUCUCCCCGUCGUCCUCGCAAAGUCACCCAAACAAGCCCAAGAUGAGCGACAACGCCAGCGCCGAGCUGCUGGCGGCAGCCAAAGACGCCGCGGCGCGCGGCCUCGACUACUACGCCCUGCUGGGGAUCGACCCCUCAGACGACACCCCGAUCACGCGCGAGACGGUGCAGCGCGCCUGGCGCAAGCGGUCCAUCAAGUACCACCCGGACCAGGCGGGCGACAGGUUCGACAAGGACAAGUGGGAGGAGUUCGGGCAGGCGCGGGACGUGCUGGCGUCGGAGGAGGCGCGGGCGGCGUACGACGGGGCGCGGAGCGCCGCGCGGCAGAAGGCGCUCGACAAGGAGAGGAUGAGCGCGAGGCAGCGGCGGUUCGCGGAGGAGCUCGAGGAGGCCGAGGGCCGGGGCCGGAGGGCCGCCGCGGAGGGCGCCGCGCGGCGGGAGGAGGAGGAGCGGGAGCGGGCGGCCAAGACGGCCGAGGGCCGCAGGAUCGUGGAGGAGAGGCAGCGGCUCGUGCGGGAGGCCGAGGAGCGCGAGAGGGCGCGGCGGCAGCGCGACGACGAGGCCAUGGGCGACCGGGAGCGGGAGCUGGAGGAGAAGCUUGCCGAGAAGAGGAGGCGGAGGGAGGAGAAGAGGGCCAGGAAGGAAGGGAGGAAGAGCGGUGCCGCCGCCGCCGCCGCCGCCGCCGAGGAGGCGAGGCCCGAGACUGUGCCUGAGCCCCGUCACGAUGCUGAGCCGAAACACGCCGCCGAGGACAAGAGCGCGCCGAUACCCCGGAGGGACGUACCGAAGUCGGCCGACCCGGUCAAGUUCUGGGAGACGCAGUGGCCCAAGACGAGGGCGAGAUUAAAAGCGGCGCAGGCCGUGAAGGAGCAGAGGAUGAAGGAGGCGGGCAUGGCGGCUUGAGAUGAGGGGCGGUUUCUCCGGGGUCCGUAUUACUUUUUGUCAUGAUACCCAACAGUGAAGAUUGAGCUAACACGAAUGCUCUCUUUAAGA
Molecule: messenger RNA, 1100 nt
Organism: Diaporthe batatas
Lineage: Eukaryota; Fungi; Ascomycota; Sordariomycetes; Diaporthales; Diaporthaceae
Exons: 1
Coding region: 150-1010 (286 amino acids)
Biological process (GO): spliceosomal complex disassembly
Cellular component (GO): spliceosomal complex
Source: RefSeq, a predicted model, not a curated record